Messenger RNA from Monopterus albus (swamp eel), 1254 nucleotides. RefSeq names its product amphoterin-induced protein 3. The record is from RefSeq and is a predicted model, not a curated record. Gene Ontology annotation, molecular function: protein binding. Gene Ontology annotation, cellular component: membrane. Gene Ontology annotation, biological process: brain development. Bases 1 to 1254 code for a protein of 417 amino acids. The transcript is spliced from 2 exons. NCBI's taxonomy places the organism in Eukaryota, Metazoa, Chordata, Actinopteri, Synbranchiformes, Synbranchidae.
AUGACCUCUGGACUGUAUGCAGGCCUUCUUCUGAUGCUGUCCUGUCUCCUCCAUGGCUCUGAGGAGACCUGCCCAUCAAUCUGCCUCUGUAUAUCUGACACAGUAAGCUGUAGCUCCAGUGGUUUGACCAAGCUACCUUUGUCCCUGCCUUCCUUCUCUGUCACCCUUGACCUCAGUCACAACCAUUUGUCCCAGCUGGGUCCAGGCAGCUUUAACAAGAUGUCCAGACUGGAAAACCUCCAGAUAUCCCACAAUCAGCUGAGCACCCUGGGUCACGGUGUAUUUCUCAAUGCCUCUGGUCUCAGGCACCUUGACCUGUCCUCCAACAGGCUGCAUGUGGUGAAGGAGCACUACUUCCAGGGGCUAUGGAGGUUGGAGCAGCUCCUGCUCUUCAACAAUAAGAUCACAGAGGUGGAGGCUGGCACACUAAGCAGUCUGAGCAGCUUAAAAAAUGUCUACUUCAGCUUCAACCAGAUCACACACUUCCCGUUUUUCUCCAUCAGAGACUACAGUCACCCUUUCCUGACCAUGCUGGAUCUCUCAUCCAAUCAUAUGACUAGUCUGCCCUGGGAGAAUGUGAAAACCUUGCCUGGGUCAGUGCAGAGGGGGCUCUAUCUCCACAACAACUCUCUGAUCUGUGAUUGUUCUAUGUACAGUGUGUUCUGGCAUUGGAAUUUGAGGGGUUAUAACUCAGUGAAAGACUUUAUGGAUGAACACACUUGUUCCAUCUAUGAGAACCCACAAGCAUCUAUCCGGUUCUUGCGAGACACCCGCUUCUUCCACAACUGCACUAUGGUGAAGAAAGAUGUCUCGCAGCCGGUGACAGUGCUCCUCUCCAGUCUGCUGGUUUCAGAGGGAGAAAGAGUGCAUCUGGACUGCCAAACAUCCCUGAGAAACAAAGACCUCUCAUUUACAUGGCUGUCCCCCAGCAAGGGGUUCAUUACCCAGGCCAGCAUAGAUGACACACUGAUUAGCCUGUUUCCUAAUGGUACCUUGGAGAUCCAAGCAGCUAAGACGUUGCUGGGCUGUGGGGUGACCAUGCUCCUCAUCCUCAUGUACCUCUACUUGACUCCAUGUCACUGCAACUGCUGUAAACAGCCGAGACCUCCAGUUACUCCUGCUGGAAGCUAUGACCCAAACUUCAGCACCCUAACAUCUGUUUUCCUCCCCUCCACAAGAGACCAGCCCAAAAUCCAAUCAAAUAAGCACGUAGCCUUCAUGGAGCAGAUGAAGAGUGAAGAAGGAGCAAAAUAG